Dicentrarchus labrax (European seabass) is the source of this 1957-nucleotide messenger RNA. Its product is annotated as low affinity immunoglobulin epsilon Fc receptor-like. Bases 134 to 1360 code for a protein of 408 amino acids. NCBI's taxonomy places the organism in Eukaryota, Metazoa, Chordata, Actinopteri, Moronidae. The transcript has 7 exons. The record is from RefSeq and is a predicted model, not a curated record.
UCUGCUCAAUAAGUAACUCUGCACUUAAACAUACAUUCAUUUUUGCUGUUUGUUUUAAAUCAGUAGCAGCAUCUAAUACUGACUUCCUUUUACCUUCUCAGAUCCAAGGAGAAAUUGCGAGACCAUUAUAAGAAUGGAUUCCAUGGAAAUCGAUGACGACGUUUAUAUCAAUAAGAACCUGACAAUGGAAGGCCUCAUUACCAAAGGGGAUUUUCAGAGAAAAAAGCAGCCCUCUAGAUGUGUGAAUGUGUGUCUUGGAUUACUGUGUGCCAUCCUGUUGGCUGGUAACAUUGCACAGAUUAUCUACUAUCAGAUAAUCAGCCAUUUUGCGUUGGCAGACCCAGCACAGGCCAGUUACAGCCCCGAAGGAGGUCAACUGCAGAGCAGUUACGAUGCUUUAACUGCAGAGAGAAAAGAGUUAGAGGCCAGAUUGAGUAACCUGAUCAAGGAAAAAGGCCAGCUGCAGCAAACUUACAAUUCUGUGACUACUGAAAGAGAUGACUUCAACGCCAGGUUCAAUAAUCUGAAACACGAGAGGGACCAGUUACAAACAAGUUACAGCACCUUAAAACAAGCAAGUGAUCAGUUAAAGACAAGCUAUAAUGACACGCAGAGGAAUCUUGAGUGGUUACAGACUAAUCACCAUAAUCUGACAGCCAUUAGAGACCAGCUACAGGUCAAUUACAAUAACCUACAAAGAGAACAUGAUGAGUUACAGACUUUUUUUCAUCGGUUAGAGGGGAAUUACUCUUCGCUCAAUAGGGACAGGGAGCAGCUGCUAGGAAACUACAAUACACUGACUACGAGUAAAAAUCACCUUCAGAUCAGCUAUAAUUCAUUGUGGAAAGAAAAAGAACAAUUGAAAACUAGCUGUAAUACUCUACAGAAGGAAAAAGAAAAUUUACAGACCAAUUGCAGCAGCUUGGCUAUAGACAGAGAUCAGCUACAGAAGAAGAUCGACAAAGCAAGAAGAAAAAUUGUCUGUCAGACAGGCUGGUUCAAGUUUGACAUCAGCUGUUACUUUGUUUCAACUCUGAAGAAAAACUGGACGUUAAGCAGGCAAGACUGCAUCACCAGGGGAGCAGAUCUGGUGUCCAUAGACGGCAUGGAUGAACAGGAAUUUGUCCAUGGGUUACUGAGAACUGGCCAAAAUGCCUGGAUUGGUCUGACUGACAGUCUUAAAGAGGGGACUUGGAUGUGGGUGGAUGGGGAGCCAGUAACAACAUCGUACUGGCAGCCCGGGCAGCCCAACAGCUACAAUGGGAACCAGGACUGUGGAGAAAUGGUGGAGAAAUCGGGAAUGGGAGAAUGGAACGAUGACGGCUGUUUUGCUGAACAGAUCUGGAUCUGUGAAAAAUAACAUUGCAAUGAUUUUCACAGUUAAUGAAGGUGUGAGGCUUUGGCCUGUGGUUUAUAUCUUCAAUGUUUAAAGGUUUAUGUUUCCUUUUAAAUCAUCCCAUUGUUAGUUUGCCAAAUUAUCAUUAGCUUUUCAUGAUUUUAAUUCCAAACUUUGAAGCAGAACAUUGUUAAUAAUUUCACAAAUUUGAUAUUCAGCUGAUGAUUAUAGUUUGUGUGUAUGUAAUGGAAUAUAAUUGCUUGGUUAUACUAAAGCAGAUUUUCAUCAGUGUCCAGUACUGUAGUGUUCUGUGGCCUUCGGCAUAGCUUUAGAUAUGUUUGCAAAUUUCUGUGUGAUUAUUAUGCAUGAAAUGAGUAAAUUUUAUGGAUCAUGUAUGCUACAAAGCACAUAUAUACAACAUUUGCAUAUGGUAUUAAUAAUUUACUGAACCACUCUCUAAAGAUUACAUGAUACUGACACAAAUUAAUGUCCAUCUCUCAUCAUAGUCAAAUUAAUUAACAAAUUAAACUAUUUUCUCUUCCUUGGGUACGUACAUUGAACUUUUUACUGUAUGGUCAAUGUGAAUCUAAUUACAACAACAAUUAAAGAAAGAUAAUGAUA